Messenger RNA from Diuraphis noxia (Russian wheat aphid), 651 nucleotides. RefSeq lists its product as uncharacterized. The record is from RefSeq and is a predicted model, not a curated record. Lineage: Eukaryota; Metazoa; Arthropoda; Insecta; Hemiptera; Aphididae.
AUGAAUUCAACACAAUAUCAAAAAUGUUAUACGGUGCCAUCGUGCGAUAAAAAUACUUUAAAUGAGACAUCUCCAGAGCCGAAUUCACCACAACAUAAGAAAUGUUAUACGGAGCCGACGACAGGAGAUCAAAAUAUUGCAUUUAAGACAUGUCAAGAGCCGAAAUCUUAUCCGGAGCCGGAGACAUCAUUUAAGACAUGUCAAGAGCCGGUAAAAGAUCACUGCAAAAAAGAAGAUUGUGGUUAUCCAAAGCCUACAACUGAAACCGGACAAUAUCACAAAUGUUGUGCUUUAUCACCUGUUGCACCGACCCCUUUGGUCCGAAUCGAUUGUUGUGAAAAAGCUAGACCUUGCAGGAGCAAUUUUUGUUCUCCAGUAAAUGAUGAUUGUGAUGACUUUGAAUUGACACCAUACGGAAAAGAAUUCGUUCUAAGAACUGGAAGAAUAAUUCAUAAUUGUUCAUGUGUAAAACUCAACGGCCUACAAGAUUCGUGUAAACAUGCUGGUUGCUGCACUAGAAUAGGUUGCACGGACAUUCCAUUUCCAAAUUGCUUACCAGCACGUUUGUGGAAAAAUGAAUACAUCUGCAAAAAUAAGAAAAAACCCAAGUCUUGUCCAGACGUAUCUAUCAGUAGUACCAAUAAAAACUAA